Molecule: messenger RNA, 261 nt
Organism: Akanthomyces muscarius
Lineage: Eukaryota; Fungi; Ascomycota; Sordariomycetes; Hypocreales; Cordycipitaceae
Exons: 2
Coding region: 1-261 (86 amino acids)
Source: RefSeq, a predicted model, not a curated record
AUGAUGGUUGGUAGCACUGGCAAGCACGAGCUAUGCUGGACCAGGCAAUUGUUCCUGGGUGGUCUGCUUGCAACGGGGGUAUUUAAGAGGACGGCUAAGACGAAUGCCCUCUGGCGUUAUUGGAAGCGUCGUAUCGAGGUGGGUGUUGGGGUUGGUAUCUGGCGGGGCGAGUUUCUCUUCACGGAUCCGCUUCCGUCUAUUAAUCUGCAACUGGCAGCCAGAUUUUCUCGCUUUGACUGCGAAGGUCGCUUUGCUAGUUGA